AAUCCCAGUAUCUCACUCCCACUCACUGCCACGCAUGCAUGAUCGCUCUCCUCCCAGCUACGAAUGCAGCUGAGCUCCUCUCCGCCGCGCCACUCCAGGAUGCUUCUGCCCAUGGCGCCAACGGCGAGCCCGUCGCCCGCCCCUGCGGCGCCCGGCAUUUCCACUCCCUACGCCUGGCCGCCGGCGGUGGCCUCUCCCGACGCCGAGAGCGCGCUCGCGUGGCCGAAUACCAACGCCAUCCUCGUGCUCGCGCUCCUCGUCUGCGCCCUCUUCUGCGCGAUCGUGAUCCACGUCGUUCUCCAGUGUGCGUUCCGCGUUGCGUCCCGCGCGUGGUACGGGCCGUACGGCGCCAUUGGCACCCCGCAGGAGCCGGCGCCACGCGCUGGAGGGGGCGGAGGCGGCGGCGACAGCAGGAAGCGUGGGGCGCUCCCGUGCCUGGCCUACUCGGCGGGGCUCGACCUGGCCGGUUCGUCGCGGGCGGAGUGCGCCAUCUGCCUCGCCGAGUUCGCGCGCGGGGAGCAGCUGCGCGUGCUGCCGCGCUGCAACCACGGCUUCCACGCCCACUGCAUCGACCGCUGGCUUGACGCGAGGCCGACGUGCCCGACGUGCAGACAGGCGCCGUUCGCCGAGCCUGACGUGGAGUGCGUGCUAGCCGCGGGCCGUGCAAGGCCGGAGCCCGUUGUCGCGGUGGUGCGAGUGAUAGUAGAUGGUGGUCGGGCCCGGCGUGUGGAGAUUUAGCAUGUGUCAUGAUAAGCCGCUGGUUAUACAGACAGUAACAGUACUGAAACUUUUUGUACAGUGAGAGACAGUAAUGAACUUCUUAGCGAUUGGACUGAACUCGAAAGCACCUCCUUUACUUUUCAUCCUGUGAACAAAAGAAACUCGAACUGCUAUGUUUGCUUGGGCAUACCAGUGGAACA
Messenger RNA from Lolium perenne, 920 nucleotides. Its product is annotated as RING-H2 finger protein ATL79-like. Gene Ontology annotation, molecular function: transferase activity. Gene Ontology annotation, biological process: protein ubiquitination. The record is from RefSeq and is a predicted model, not a curated record. Lineage: Eukaryota; Viridiplantae; Streptophyta; Magnoliopsida; Poales; Poaceae.